Messenger RNA from Schizosaccharomyces octosporus yFS286, 1724 nucleotides. RefSeq names its product DUF544 family protein. Gene Ontology annotation, biological process: protein K48-linked deubiquitination. Lineage: Eukaryota; Fungi; Ascomycota; Schizosaccharomycetes; Schizosaccharomycetales; Schizosaccharomycetaceae. Gene Ontology annotation, cellular component: cytosol; cell periphery. The record is from RefSeq and is a predicted model, not a curated record. Gene Ontology annotation, molecular function: K48-linked deubiquitinase activity; cysteine-type carboxypeptidase activity; cysteine-type deubiquitinase activity. The coding region runs from base 517 to 1566 and encodes 349 amino acids. The transcript is spliced from 3 exons.
AAGAAAGCCCAUAGACUUAGUAAAUACUUUUUAUCAAUGAAUAUAGUAGUAAAGUAGACGGCUAGGGUUGUUCGAGCUCAAACUACAUAUGUCGUAUUUUAAAUCAACGUUACAUAUUUUUCAAUCAAUCUCUGUUUUCUCGGUGAUUCCAAUAAAGCCCAGCUAUUAAAAUCUGAAGUCCCAUACCUCAAAAAUGCUUGAGCAGAGUGCAAUGUUAUACAGACAUUGAUAAGAGACAACAAGAAUUUAUAGAAGAAAAGAUUUGAUUUAUUUUAUUAUAACUAACACUGGUAUAGCAAAAUAUAACGAACAAAGAUAACUUUCUGAAUUUCUCUUGCGUUGCCAAUUGACCUUUUAACUCUACCGCAGGAGUUGCUUUGUCCUUAACAUUAGAAAUCGAAUCCAAAUAUUGAAGAACAAACUACCACUUCCGUAUUUGAGGACCAAGAAAUUGGCCCUUGAGAUAUAUAUCUUUACCUUGUGUGAACAACUCACUACGACAUACUCCUAUGUAAUAUGUAUGAACAUUCUCACAAUUCCUAUAGAUCAAGAAUUAUAUCGUAUCUUGAACCCUCCUCUAGAAAGUAUAGUAAACGAUUGAUUCUUUGCCAAACAGAAAAUGGCCCUUGUCCUAUUAUUGCAAUCGUAAACUCGUUGGUCUUAAAAUCUAAUAAUGAAAGAUCGUUCUCUCUUCCAAACAAAAGACACAUUGCUUCAGAAGAAGUAAAUGAUUAUCUUAUUCAAUUUGCCAAAAGAUACGCUCUUUGUGAAGACUAUGAUGAACUUCAUGGUCGACUUUCUACUAUGCAUUUUGGUCAACAGUUAAAUCCUUCUAUUCUAGACAUUCAAAAAUUUGAUUAUGGUGAUGAAAUUUUCAAAGUAUUCGGCAUCCCAUUAGUCCAUGGCUGGUUAUUCUCUAGUGAAAUCAUGCCAGAUGACCCAUCGUCUCUCAAGUGUUUGCAAGAACUAGAGUAUUAUGAGAAGAUUGCAGAUACUUUUGCAGAGAGACGUUCUUUACUGGAAAUGCCAGAGAAGUUGACUUCUGAGCAGACAAGCUUUCUGGAAAACACUACGUUUGUCGAUGCAAUUAUGGAAGACAGGUUUACCAUGCAGUUUCUCACUUCAUCUGGUCUGCGAAAAAUACUCGAAUUAAUUCAUCCCGGGGAAAUAGUAGUAUUGUUUCGGUCGUGUCAUUUCAGUACUUUGUAUUCUAAUCCGGAAUCACUAAGUCUCUUCACGCUCGUCACUGACAGUGGAUAUGCCAGAACUGGAGAAGAUGUUGUAUGGGAAACGUUUGAUGACCAAGUAGUGGAAACUGGAACCGGAGAACUUUGUUCAGCAAAUUUUAUACCGGCUGCCCUCAUUCUUAACCAGAGAAAAGAAGAGCAUGAGCGUCGCGUUAAAGAGGAUGAACAUUACGCCAGAAGGUUAGCUCAAGGACAACAGCGACAGAGUCGUAGUGGGCAAAAUACAGGCUAUUCACAAACAGCGCAUCGCCCCAGAAACAAUAAGACACCAAAGAAGAAGCAGGAUGAACAGCAAUUAAAAAGCUGCAUUAUCUGUUAAAAGGUAUGGAAAUUAGCCAUGCUGUUUUAACGGACUUUCUGUUUCUCUUUUUAAAUUUACUUACGAAGUUCAUGUUCAUGUUAUGAUGUUUUCACUUUCUUUAGCUUUUAACGUUGAUUUUAUUAAUAAUACAUUUCUCACUAUUUUUUUGGUGUUCA